CACCUUAUCAUGCAUUAUGCAACAAUCCCCAUUGUGUAGACUGGUUGUCUGUUUGGUAGUGCGUCCAGCUCGAGUUGUUUCUUUCAUGUUUAUGGUCUGAUCUACUUUUAAAACCCACUUAAACAUGAGGGGAAAUAUCUUCAUUGCCUUUGCGUUGGUGAUGUCUUUGUUUUAUUUGGGACAAACACUCAAGUGCUUUCGGUGUGAGCUUGGAUUCUGGAACCUGUGUUACACUACCAAGACGAACUGCAGUGAUAAUGAAUUGUGUUAUGUGGGAAUUGGUAAAGCAGCUUCUGUUCUAGAUAUAAAGGUGAUGGGUUGCCUUCCCACGGAGGAGUGCAACAAGACAACAUCUGUAGAGUUCCUUGCCAAUAAGACCUUGUACACCUUGAAGACCACCUGUUGCGAGGAAGACUUCUGCAACGCUGGUCCUUCUAUUCAGUUGUCCCUUGCUCCUCUUUUGCUCACCGUGCUUCUCAUUGCCGAGAUGAUGAGUGUGUUUUGAUUUUUCUAAAUCGUAAUCGUUACAAGGGAUCGAAGGCUCUUCAUGUUUGCACUGUUCACAUCCCCCUUUUCCUGUUUUACUGUUGCGUUGAAUGAUCUAAUGCGGCUGCCUUUUAUAUAGCAGAGCACAUUUUGGAUGCUCUUUUUCUAGCUAGUUGAUCGUUCAUCAAAACGAGUAAUGAUUGAUGACGUUCUGUUAUUUUCUUAACAACACAAACAAGUUUUACUGGUCAAUAAAUGCAAAUGAUAAAGA
Puntigrus tetrazona (Sumatra barb) is the source of this 757-nucleotide messenger RNA. RefSeq names its product protein Bouncer-like. Gene Ontology annotation, cellular component: membrane. Gene Ontology annotation, molecular function: transmembrane receptor protein serine/threonine kinase activity. Bases 125 to 505 code for a protein of 126 amino acids. The record is from RefSeq and is a predicted model, not a curated record. NCBI's taxonomy places the organism in Eukaryota, Metazoa, Chordata, Actinopteri, Cypriniformes, Cyprinidae. The transcript is spliced from 3 exons.